AUGAGCCGUAAAGCCCUUGGGUUUCGGCUUAGCAGCGCCCACAAACUGCAGCGAGACUGGAAUGAUUGGCAGCCCAGGUUGGUAUCGCGCCACGGGUGAGACAGUCUAGAAUAGAACGGGGAUUCGCUGGGCCUAACCGCAGCUUCUUUAUUUAGCUAGCUAGCUAGUCAGCCACUUUGGUUCCCACACGUGAGGGAAAUGGCUUGAUAACAGUAACUAGCCAGUAACCAAGCUAACGCUCAAGCUUGAUAACGUUAUCCAAACUAGCUAGGUACGCUAUCAAGGAUAACCAACACUUUGCGCAUUUAUUCGGACUCUAAACACAACCUGCCGCAUUUCAUUGCUAUGCUUUCCUCGUGUUUAGGUAGACAUGGCUAGCUAGCUAACCUAAUAUUAUUAGUGGUCAGAGAAGCCAAUGCUUGGCAGCUAUUUCGGUAACAUUGGAAGUGGUGUUAGCUAGUAAUUGGUAGUUAUUACUAUUAUUAGCCAAUAUUCGUUGUCACUGAGAUGACAUGUUACCUUCACUUGGUAGCCAGCUAGUUAGUUGGCUAACUGACAUUAGUUAGCUCAAAGCGCAAAUGUAGCCAGCUAACUAGCAAGCUAACUAUGGCUGGUGUUCGUUAGCUAGCUAGGUUCUAACUUUCUUCACCUUUGUCCCCAGAGUGAUUGGGCUUGUUAGAUAGCUAGCUACCAAUCGUUGGGUGGUUGUGCUUUGAUAACGCGGUAUCCGGAUCAGUAAACUGAUUUGACAUCAAAUGGUGUGCUAACGUAUAGUGUGGCAACUUUGGCUUUCAAGCUGGCUAACUAGCUACCUGGCUACGGAACGAUGAGCCAUCGGUGGGCAACGUUUGUCUUUCCUGCUGUCUUGUGUUACGUUAUCUGGUCAACAAUGAUUAGCUAGAUGACUUUAGCUUGAUAGUUCAUAUUGGCUACCUAGCUAUCGCUCAAAAAUAACUAACCAGAAGACAGCUAACUAGCUACUAUGUUUUAACGCUUGCUAACUGAUUGCUAACCUGCUAUCUUUCCUAGUUGGCGCGGUACCACCCUUUGCCAGCAAACGAAAGUGAUUUUAGCAAUGCUGUCAGCGGAUUGAAUUGCACAAGGACAUCAAUAAAGUACAUUAUGCAAGCUCAUCAGUUCUUGAUUAAAGAGAGGGAGGUGUUUUUAGAACAUUCCUUCAGUUGAGACCUGCAUUUGACGUUUCUGUUCAGACAAAUGCUCAUAGUCUUGUGGAAAACUAUUCAACAGUGCUGUAAAUUAGCUAGAAUAAUUUCUCCAUCCAUGUAUCCAGUUGUUCAAUCCUAGACUUGUAAACCAGAUUGGGGUGAGAUUGUCAAACUGUAGGGAGUGUGUCCAUAUAAGUUAUGAUGAUGAACCACUAUCUAGCAAGUACAAGUUGCCCUGACUGUCUUCCCUGGUGGAUUUCACUGACUGUGUGUUUGUGUGUCCUGCCCCCCUGUGUGUCCGUCCCCCCUGUGUGUCCGUCCCCCUGUGUGUCCUGCCCCCCUGUGUGUCCGUCCCCCUGUGUGUCCUGCCCCCCUGUGUGUCCUGCCCCCCUGUGUGUCCUGCCCCCCUGUGUGUCCGUCCCUCCGUGUGUCCUGCCCCCCUGUGUGUCCUGCCCCCCUGUGUGUCCUGCCCCCCUGUGUGUCCUGCCCCCCUGUGUGUCCUGCCCCCCUGUGUGUCCUGCCCCCCUGUGUGUCCGUCCCCCUGUGUGUCCGUCCCCCUGUGUGUCCUGCCCCCCUGUGUGUCCGUCCCCCUGUGUGUCCGUCCCCCUGUGUGUCCUGCCCCCCCUGUGUGUCCGUCCCUCCGUCCGCCUGCUGCCCCCCUGUGUGUCCGUCCCUCCGUCCGCCUGCUUCAGAGGCGACAGUGUGUCAGCAGCUAUCCAGGACGGUGUGAAGCGCAUCGCCACCAGAGACCUGGGUCCAGCUGUAUACGACCCAACAGCAGUGGGAGUAGCAACCUCGGACCAGCCUGUCUCCCCACCUCUCCUACACAAUGAUGCCUUCCCAGCCACUGCAGACACUCUGGACGAAGGGGGUGGGUGUUACUGUUACUGUCUACUGUCUGCAGCAUGUUGGGGGGGGGGGCGUGCUACUGCAUCUGGAAGGAAAGCACCGCGUCCCCGGUUCCCCACAGAUAUCUGCCCUCAUGGCAGAGAAGUCUGCGUCUCAAAUGGCACUCUAUUCCCUAUGUAGUGCACUACUUUUGACCAGGGCCCAAUGGCAACAUAUUUCCUCUAUACUACUACUUUACUACAAGGGCUCAUGGGGCUCUGGUUAAAAAAUAGUGCACUAUAUAGGGAAUAGGAUGCCUAUAUAGUGCAUAUAGUCCUCUGUAGCUCAAUUGGUAGAGCAUGGCGCUUGUAACGCCAGGGGAGUGGGUUCGAUCCCCGGGACCACCAUACGUAAAAAUGUAUGCACGCAUGACUGUAAGUCGUUUUGGAUAAAAGCGUCUGCUAAAUGGCAUAUUAUUAUAUUAUUAUUAUUAUUAUUAUUAUUAUUUGGGACGCAUACAAGGUGUUAGCCACCUACGCUGCCCUGUAGCCUAAGUAAUUAUAGUUACGGUGAUUGGUGAAGUCACACACCGGUGCUUGGCGUUGUGCUUAAUCAUGUGCUGUGCGCGCUAGCAGCUGGUAUUGUAAUAAUGAUGCGUCCGCUUCCAGAGACUAGCUGUGCUUGGUCACGUUUCAUGUUCAGACCCUUGGUUUCGGUGUACUCCAGCACCAGGGUAGUGGACUCCAUGGCAGCAUGCCUUCGCAUAGCCCUUGAUCAUGACACACAGUUCCAUUACAUUACACAUGAGUCACUGGACGAAGGCGUCUUUUGUAUGGGGGAGUUUUGGUAAGAUCCCCAACGCUCAGUCCAAAAAUGAACAUGCAUCACUUGCGGUACGGUUUUGGAAGCGUAAGGACCUUAUCUUAAAAAAAUAAAAUAAAGGUUAAAUUCAUGCAUACCAUGAUAGGCUUGGUGUUCCCACACGGCCACAUCGCCAUGUUUCAACGCUUGGUCACGGAAAACUGACGGUAGACAGAGCUUGACCAGCUGUGCUAAUUAGCCAUCUACCGCGCUCCUAACACCUGUGCUAAUUAGCCAUCUACCGCGCUCCUAACACCUGUGUGUAAUCUAACUGGGGAAGUGGAGUUUGGUCGGAUAGCUGUAUGGAUAACCCUAGCUGUAUAGAUCUGUGCAAAACUGCUGAUGAAAGAUGAGGGCCAUAUGUUUAAAAAGCCAUAUUGCAAGUAUAUGGCUGUUGACCUUUCUGAACGUUCUAAAACAGCGUUGGGAUUGUAGUUCACAUGAGCCAGUCGUGGCAUGGGCCCUGUGGCAUGGGCAUGGGCCCUGUGGCAUGGGCAUGGGCCCUGUAUCCAUGGGCAUGGGCCCUGUAUCCAUGGGCAUGGGCCCUGUAUCCAUGGGCAUGGGCCCUGUAUCCAUGGGCAUGGGCCCUGUAUCCAUGGGCAUGGGCCCUGUAUCCAUGGGCAUGGGCCCUGUAUCCAUGGGCAUGGGCCCUGUGGCAUGGGCCCUGUAUCCAUGGGCAUGGGCCCUGUGGCAUGGGCAUGGGCCCUGUAUGCAUGGGCAUGGGCCCUGUAUCCAUGGGCAUGGGCCCUGUGGCAUGGGCCCUGUAUCCACAAAGCAAAUCAAAAUGGAUUUGCCACGUGCUUCGUAAACAACAGGUGUAGACUAACAGUGAAGUGCUUACUUACGAGCCCUUCCCAACAAUACAGAGAGUAAAAUAGAGAAAUAAUAUAAAAAUAAUAACACAAGGAAUACAUACACAAUGAGUAACGAUAACAUGGCUAUAUACACAGGGUACCAGUACUGAGUCGAUGUGCAGGGGUACGAGGUAAUGGAGGUAGAUAUGUACAUAUAGGUAGGGGUAAAGUGAGUAGGCAACAGGAUAGAUAAUAAACAGUAGCAGCAGCGUAUGUGAUGAGUCAAAAGAGUUAGUGUAAAAAGGGUCAAUGCAGAUAGUCCUGGUAGCUAUUGGUUAACUAUUUAGCAGUCUUAUGGCUUGGGAGUAGAAACUGUUCAGGGUCCUGUUGGUUCCAGACUUGGUGCAUCGGUACAAGCUUGCCGUGCGCUAGCAGAGAGAACAGUUUAUGUCUUGGGUGGCUGGAGUCUUUGACAAUUUUUUGUAUCUCAGAGCAGGCGUGCUGAUUUUAGCAUCUGUCCAUAUAAUCAUAUUCAUUAUGAUCUAAAGGGAAAAACGGAUCCUAGAUCAGCACUGCUACUCUGAGGCACUUUGUGUAAAAUGGGCCCUGGUCAAAAGUAGUUCAAAAGAGGGUGCCAUCUCUGGCGCAGCCAGCGUUGUCGUAGUGACAGGAACUGUUCCUUCUGAGACUGCUGUGGUGGAAUGACCACCUCUUCCAUCUUUCACUGUGUUUGGACUUUCAUCCAUGGGCUCAUACAGCAGUAAUGAUGGUGAUCAUUUCUCUGUGCUUUGUUGGCUGUAUAACCAGGACACUCUCUGGUGGAGCUAGCACUGUAUGCUUUCUGGUGGAAGACUAACGCUUUCUCUCCCCUCUCUCUCUCUCCACCUCUCUCCCUCUGUCUUUCCAACACACACACUCUCUCUCUCCCCUCUCUCGCUCUCUGCCCCCCCCCUCCCCCCCCAGGAGGAUAUGAAGCUGCAGGAGGGUUCAGUGAUGAUACUUUUGGUUGGAAGUCGUUGGGGCAAGAGUUGAGGAUCAACGAUGCGACCGCCGAUUUGACCACUUUUCAGCAGCAUGGAAAC
Messenger RNA from Coregonus sp. 'balchen', 4731 nucleotides. The record is from the annotation of a GenBank genome assembly. NCBI's taxonomy places the organism in Eukaryota, Metazoa, Chordata, Actinopteri, Salmoniformes, Salmonidae.